UUUUCGCUCAUCGGUUCCGGUGUGGUGUCUGCGUAUCCGAAAUAUACAGUUGAAUAUGUAAAAAAUCAUUCAUCUACUGCAGUACUGGGGGUCGGACGACAUUGUUUAGUAAUAGUUCUACAGAAUUGCUGUGUCAAGUCAGAGUUCUCAGCGAUCGACACGUGUACCUGUCUCUGUUUGUCUGUACAUGUAUUAGACUGUAUUACAGCAUUGAUUCAGUAUUUAUUAUUUGAAAUUUAGAACCUUAUCUUUUGGUCCAGUUAUGGCGCAACAACUUGUCAGCAUAUUGGCAAAUCAACGUUCUAUUUUACAAACUCCAGGAUUGUUGACUGUCACCUCCAAAAGAUUUUGGCGUUAUGAUAAAAAGGGCAAUUUAAAAAAGCGUAGAAUUGCUCCAGACUGGAGAAAGAUUGAUCACAAUCCUGCAAAAAUACCAUGGGGAUGGAUACCCGACAGUUGGAAAAAAGAAAAUAAAGUAGAUUAUGAACGGGAGAAACAACUUGUUAAAUUUAUUCCAGGGUAUAAACCACAGCUUCGAGUUUAUGAAGAACCAAAUUAUCAUGAAGAACCUAUUUAUCAGCUAACGUCAAAUACAAAAUUAUUGGAAGGUUUGAAGCAAUCACUCUACCUAACAAAAUGUGUCUUGUUUGAAGAUCUACCUGAACGAAUCCAACAGAUUUCUGAAAAUGUCUCCAUCUCGAAUCAAGAUGAUAAGAUCAUUCAGAUAUUGCGUCAAUGCUUGUUGUUUGAUAUUGAUCCGAAGUAUUUGGAUAAAACAGGAACAGUUUUUUAUGCUAAGCAAGAUUAUCAGUCUGUUCAUCCAAGUCUUGAAAGAUAUUGUCCGAAUAUCUCAGAGAACUUGAUUCGAUUGUGUCAGUCGCAAUGUAAUAAAUAUCCUGGCUUAUUACGAAGAAUACAAGCAAAAAAUUUGGAAACGUCAGUUGUGUUUCGGAGAAUUUGUGAUAUUAGUAGAGAUUCGGCCAGUCAUCUUGGAAGAAACUGGUUGAUUAUGGUAAAAGGUUCAAAUGCUAUGCAAUUGUUGGCUCCGGAUCCAUUGGAAAACUUUGCAAAUGAAACUCAAGUAAAGGAAACUGAAAAAAUGGAUUUGCCUGAUAUUUUUCCGGUGUUCCCAAUCGUGGAUUUAGAAAAAUCUCAAGUUUAUGAACCGGUCAAUUCAACAGGUCUAUUGCCAGACUUCAGUCAUUCACACAUCCACACAAUUGUGAUGCAGAACACCAAGGGGUGUGCGCCUGAAGACUUGUAUGGUCAAAUGACAUCACAAUUAUUCUCUGCGUUGUUUUCCAGAGCCAUUGAAUUGUAUGGGGAUGAACCGAUGAAUCUACCCAAACCAAUAUCAGGACAAUGUAUUGCAUUAGAUGGAAAAUAUUUUCAAUUUAUGUGCAUGCAAUUGAAUACGACAAAGCUUGAUUCAGAUACAGGAAUAAAAAACAUGGUUUGGAUUGACAACAGACUAAAAGAAGUGGAAAUUGAAACCUAUGGUGAAAAUUGGAACCAUAUCGUUUCUCUUCCAUUCCGAUGUAUGAAGAAUGUUCGCCAAGAACAUGGCGUACACCAGAUUUUUAUACUGGAUAUGAUCCAUCAGUUUUUCAAACAUUUUUAUCACUCUGGUUAAAUGGUGCAGUAAAAACUUGAAAUAAGUUUGGCUGGGCAUGAGCCAUGACCUAAACGGUAUGAUUUCACGUUAAAAGAGAUUGAUAACGGCAAGAAUUCUUAGUAGGACUUCUACAACAUUUCAUUCUUGGAAGUGUCCAGGAAUUGUAUGAAAGAGGAUUGUGCUAUGUGACUGGCAUGUAAUAUGUACUACCACUGGAAGAUUGCAUCUUCUUAUUACAGUCUUUGUAAAGAUUUUCAAUAAAAAGAUCUAAAAGUACUAUUCCAUGCGGAGUAAUCGAGAAUGCUGAAAAAAGUUCAAAAAAAUAGUUUUGUGUGUGCUUUUGUGAAAUCGUUUUGAGCGAAUUUAUUCGUUAUGAGAUGUGGUGUUGUGUGUCCAUGUAAUUGUUAUAAGGAAAUUUAAUACAAUGGCCGGGAAAAGUCA
This is a messenger RNA of Styela clava, 2056 nucleotides long. RefSeq names its product large ribosomal subunit protein mL37-like. NCBI's taxonomy places the organism in Eukaryota, Metazoa, Chordata, Ascidiacea, Stolidobranchia, Styelidae. The record is from RefSeq and is a predicted model, not a curated record. Gene Ontology annotation, cellular component: mitochondrion.